Messenger RNA from Funneliformis geosporum, 177 nucleotides. Lineage: Eukaryota; Fungi; Glomeromycota; Glomeromycetes; Glomerales; Glomeraceae. The record is from the annotation of a GenBank genome assembly.
GAUAGUGAUAAAGAAACAAUCUCUGAAAAUUAUGAAAGUAGUAAUGAUGAAGAAGAAAUUAAUACCAAUGACAAAAUUAUUGAUAUUGAUGAAGAAAAUGAAGAAUUAAUUGAUCUACCUUUAUCUCCUUUACAAGAAAAAUUAACAAAGGAACUAGUUCUAUUCAAUCCCAUUUAA